AUGCAAGUUUCUCUUCCUAUGAAGAAACAAAUGGGUUUGCAGCUUCUCACAGCACUGCUUUUCCUCCUUCUAACAGGACUUGGCAUUUUAGGGAAUAUGUCUGUUUUUGUGAAUUAUGUGCACAGCUCAGGGGGAGGUAUUGAGAAGAACUGUGCACAAUUGAUUCUCAUCCAUUUGGUUCUGACAAAUACCAUGCUGCUUCUGACCAAAGGAUUGCCAAAGACAAUAGCAGCUUUUAGGUUGAAUUAUUUUCUAAGUAUUAUGGGCUGCAGAAUUACCCUUUACCUGGAGAGGGUGUCUCGGGGCCUUUCCAUCUGCACCAGCAGUCUCCUCACAGUGGUCCAGGCCAGCACCAUCAGCCCCAGAGCUUCUGUGUGGAGGAGGCUCAAGCCAAGGUCUGCAUGGCAUGUCCUUCUCUUGUUGCUUUUCUUUUGGAUUCUCAAUUGCUUCAUUAGCAUGAGCUUGCUAAAUAUUAUCAUCAUAACUGACAUGAAUUCAUCUCACUUUAGUAGUGACCACUACUGUUCUACUCAACCAGGAAAUCUAAAAAUCAACAAUAUUUUUGUCACUUUCAUGGCCGUGAGAGAUGCCGUGUCUCCAAUUAUCAUGGCUGUGGCCAGUGGCUACAUGGUAUUUCUUCUCCACAAGCACCACCAGCAUGUUCUAUAUCUUCGAAACUCCAAGCUUCUCUACAAAACUCCCCCUGAGAUGAAAGCUGCUCAAAGUAUUCUUCUCCUGAUGCUUUCUUUUCUUUUCUUUUAUUUGACAGAUUGCUUGCUGUCUUUAUAUUUAAUUGUCGCCUCAGAGCCUAUUUCCAUACUAGCACGUGUUCAAGAAUUAGCAACCCUGGGUUAUCCUUUUCUCAGUCCGUUUGUACUGAUUCAUAGAGAUGAACAUCUGCCUGAAUGUUGGCAGGCUCAGUGGACCAAAAGGCAUUGA
Messenger RNA from Perognathus longimembris pacificus (Pacific pocket mouse), 939 nucleotides. Its product is annotated as vomeronasal type-1 receptor 4-like. Gene Ontology annotation, biological process: G protein-coupled receptor signaling pathway. Gene Ontology annotation, cellular component: membrane. The record is from RefSeq and is a predicted model, not a curated record. The coding region runs from base 1 to 939 and encodes 312 amino acids. Gene Ontology annotation, molecular function: pheromone receptor activity. NCBI's taxonomy places the organism in Eukaryota, Metazoa, Chordata, Mammalia, Rodentia, Heteromyidae. The transcript has a single exon.